AUGUCUUUUGUCAAUCCCCGCGUUCGCCAGCAUGGCGGCCCAGUACACAUCAACUUUUCGCUGUCCAGCCAAACAGAGAGUUCCAAACUGAGAGGCAAGCCCUUCCCCAGCGUCCACAAACCCACUUGGGAGUACACAACUACGCGAGUAACUCAAACAGCAGAAGGUUCCCUUGAUGGUGUAAGAAUGCCCCAGGAGCAGCCAGCCACGGUCAGAGAUGCAGGACUAGCCACACUUGGAGCUCUUGGUAAUAAGAUAAAAAGAAAGGCUUCGCAGCCACUGGUCGCCGGACAAGUAGGGAUUCGUCCUCUCUUACUCUGA
This is a messenger RNA of Zychaea mexicana, 321 nucleotides long. RefSeq lists its product as uncharacterized. Bases 1 to 321 code for a protein of 106 amino acids. The transcript is spliced from 3 exons. The record is from RefSeq and is a predicted model, not a curated record. NCBI's taxonomy places the organism in Eukaryota, Fungi, Mucoromycota, Mucoromycetes, Mucorales, Lichtheimiaceae.